This is a messenger RNA of Oncorhynchus masou masou (cherry salmon), 5127 nucleotides long. RefSeq lists its product as uncharacterized. The transcript is spliced from 2 exons. NCBI's taxonomy places the organism in Eukaryota, Metazoa, Chordata, Actinopteri, Salmoniformes, Salmonidae. The coding region runs from base 119 to 1876 and encodes 585 amino acids. The record is from RefSeq and is a predicted model, not a curated record.
UAAGGAAGAGGAUCGGAGGUCAGGUGGAAACAAUAGAGAGGAUGAUAACAGGUCCGGUGGAAACAGAGGAGAAGAAGGUGUUGAGAGGUCAGGUGGAAACAGAGAAAAAGAUGAUAAGAUGUCAGGUGGAAACAGUAAGGAAGAGGAUCAGAGGUCAGGUGGAAACAGUAAAGAAGAGGAUAAGAAGUCGGGUGGAAACAGAGGAGAAGAUGAUAACAGGUCUGGUGGAAACAGUAGUGAGGAUGAUGACAGGUCAGGUGGAAACAGAGGAGGAGAAGGUUAUAAGAGGUCAGGUGGAAACAGUGUAGAAGUUGAUACAAGGUCAGGUGGAAACAGUGUAGAAGAUGGUAAGAGGUCAGGUGGAAACAGUAGUGAGGAUGAUGACAGGUCAGGUGGAAACAGAGGAGGAGAAGGUUAUAAGAGGUCAGGUGGAAACAGUGUAGAAGUUGAUACAAGGUCAGGUGGAAACAGUGGAGAAAAUGGUAAGAGGUCAGGUGGAAACAGUAGUGAGGAUGAUGACAGGUCAGGUGGACACAGAAGAGGAGAUGGUGAUAAGAGGUCAGGUGGAAACAGUGAGGUAGAGGAUAAGAGGCCAGGUGGAAACAGCGGAGAAUAUAAUAAGAGGCCAGGUGGAAACAGUAAGGAAGAGGAUAAGAGGCCAGGUGGAAACAGUAAGGAAGAGGAUAAGAAGUCAGGUGGAAACAGAGGAGAAGAUGAUAAGAGGUCAGGUGGAAACAGAGGAGAAGUUGAUACAAGGUCAGGUGCAAACAGUAGUGAGGAUGAUGACAGGUCCGGUGGACACAGAAGAGGAGAAGGUGAUAAGAGGUCAGGUGGAAACAGUGAGGAAGAGGAUAAGAGGCCAGGUGGAAACAGUAGGGAAAAGGAUAAGAGGUCAGGUGGAAACAGUGAUGAAGAGGAUAAGAGGCCAGGUGGAAACAGUAGGGAAAAGGAUAAGAGAUCAGGUGGAAACAGUGGAGAAGAUGGUAAGAGGUCAGGUGGAAACAGAGGAGGAGAAGGUUAUAAGAGGUCAGGUGGAAACAGUAAGGUAGAGGAUAAGAGGCCAGGUGGAAACAGUGGAGAAGAUGGUAAGAGGUCAGGUGGAAACAGUGUUGAAGUUGAUACAAGGUCAGGUGGAAACAGGUGUGAUGUCAGGUCCGGUGGACACAGAAGUGGAGAAGGUGAUAAGAGGUCAGGUGGAAAUAGAGGAGAAGAUGAUACAAGGUCAGAUGGAAACAGUAGUGAGGAUGAUGACAGGUCCAGUGGAAACAGAAGAGGAGAAGAUGAUAAGAGGUCAGGUGUAAACAGUGAGGAAAAGGAUAAGAGGUCAGGUGGAAACAGUGGAGAAGAUGGUAAGAGGUCAGGUGGAAACAGUGAGGAAGAGGAUAAGAGGCCAGGUGGAAACAGUAGGGAAGAGGAUAAGAAGUCAGGUGGAAACAGAGACGAAGAUGAGAAGAGGUUAGGUGGAAACAGUGUAGAAGUUGAUACAAGGUCAGGUGGAAACAGUAGUGAGGAUGAUGACAGGCCCGGUGGACACAGAAAAGGAGAAGGUGAUAAGAGGUCAGGUGGAAACAGUGAGGAAGAGGAUAAGAGGCCACGUGGAAACAGUGAGGAAAAGGAUAAGAGGUCAGGUGGAAACAGUAGUGAGGAUGAAAAUAGGUCUGGUGGAAACAUUGAAGAAGAAAAGAGGUCCGGUGGAAAUGGUAGAGAGGAUGAUAACAGGUCCGGUGGAAACAGAGGAGGAGAAGGUGUUGAGAGGUCAGGUGGAAACAGUAAAGAAGAGGAUCAGAGGUCAGGUGGAAACAGGGGAGAAAUGAUACAAGGUCAGGUGGAAACAGAGGAGGAAAAGGUUAUAAGAGGUCAGGUGGAAACAGUGUAGAAGUUGAUGACAGGUCCGGUGGACACAGAAGAGGAGAUGGUGAUAAGAGGUCAGGUGGAAACAGUAAGGUAGAAGAUAAGAGGCCAGGUGGAAACAGUGGAGAAGAUAAUAAGAGGUCAGGUGGAAACAGUGUAGAGGAUGAUACAAGGUCAGGUGGAAACAGUAGUGAGGAUGAUGACAGGUCCGGUGGAAACAUAAGAGGAGGAGGUAAGAGGUCAGGUGGAAACAGAGGAGGAGAAGGUUAUAAGAGGUCAGGUGGAAACAGUGUAGAAGUUGAUACAAGGUCAGGUGGAAACACGUGUGAUGACAGGUCCGGUGGACACAGAAGUGGAGAAGGUGAUAAGAGGUCAGGUGGAAACACUGAGGAAGAGGACAAGAGGCCAAGUGGAAACAGAGGAGAAGAUGAUACAAGGCCAGAUGGAAACAGUGAGAAAAAGGAUAAGAGGUCAGGUGGAAACAGUGGAGAAGAUGGUAAGAGGCCAGGUGGAAACAGUGAGGAAGAGGAUAAGAGGCCAGGUGGAAACAGUAGGGAAGAGGAUAAGAAGUCAGGUGGAAACAGAGAAGAAGAUGAUAAGAGGUUAGGUGGAAACAGUGUAGAGGAUGAUACAAGGUCAGGUGGAAACAGUAGUGAGGAUGAUGACAGGUCCGGUGGAAACAUAAGAGGAGGAGGUAAGAGGUCAGGUGGAAACAGAGGAGGAGAAGGUUAUAAGAGGUCAGGUGGAAACAGUGUAGAAGUUGAUACAAGGUCAGGUGGAAACACGUGUGAUGACAGGUCCGGUGGACACAGAAGUGGAGAAGGUGAUAAGAGGUCAGGUGGAAACACUGAGGAAGAGGACAAGAGGCCAAGUGGAAACAGAGGAGAAGAUGAUACAAGGCCAGAUGGAAACAGUGAGUAAAAGGAUAAGAGGUCAGGUGGAAACAGUGGAGAAGAUGGUAAGAGGCCAGGUGGAAACAGUGAGGAAGAGGAUAAGAGGCCAGGUGGAAACAGUAGGGAAGAGGAUAAGAAGUCAGGUGGAAACAGAGAAGAAGAUGAUAAGAGGUUAGGUGGAAACAGUGUAGAAGUUGAUACAAGGUCAGGUGGAAACAGUAGUGAGGAUGAUGACAGGUCCGGUGGACACAGAAGAGGAGAAGGUGAUAAGAGGUCAGGUGGAAACAGUGAGGAGGAGGAUAAGAGGCCAGGUGGAAACAGUGAGGAAAAGGAUAAGAGGUCAGGUGGAAACAGUGGAGAAGAUGGUAAGAGGUCAGGUGGAAACAGAAAGGGAGAAGGUUAUAAGAGGUCAGGUGGAAACAGUGUAGAAGUUGAUUACAGGUCUGGUGGAUACAGAAGAGGAGAAGGUGAUAAGAGGUCAGGUGUAAACAGUAAGGUAGAGGAUAAGAGUCCAGGUGGAAACAGUGGAGAAGAUAAUAAGAGGUCAGGUGGAAACAGUGUAGAGGAUGAUACAAGGUCAGGUGGAACCAGUAGUGAGGAUGAUGACAGGUCCGGUGGAAACAUAAGAGGAGAAGGUGAUAAGAGCUCAGGUGGAAACAGUGUAGAAGUUGAUGACAGGUCCAGUGGACACAGAGGUGGAAACAGAAGAGGAGAAGGUGAUAAGAGGUCAGGUGGAAACAGUGAGGUAGAGGAUAAGAGGCCAGUUGGAAACAGUGGAGAAGGUUAUAAGAGGUCAGGUGGAAACAGUGAGGUAGAGGAUAAGAGGUCAGGUGGAAACAGUGAAUAAGAUGGUAAGAGGCCAGGUGGAAACAGUGAGGAAGAGGAUAACAGGCCAGGUGGAAACAGUGAGGAAAAGGAUAAGAGGUAAGGUGGAAACAGUUGAGAAAAUGGUAAGAGGUCAGGUGGAAACAGUGUAGAAGUUGAUGACAGGUCCGGUGGACACAGAAGAGGAGAAGGUGAUAAGAGGUCAGGUGGAAACAGUGAGGUAGAGGAUAAGAGGCCAGGUGGAAACAGUGGAGAAGGUUAUAAGAGGUCAGGUGGAAACAGUGAGGUAGAGGAUAAGAGGUCAGGUGGAAACAGUGAAUAAGAUGGUAAGAGGCCAGGUGGAAACAGUGGAGAAGAUGGUAAGAGGCCAGGUGGACACAGUGGAGAAGAUGGUAAGAGGCCAGGUGGAAACAGUGGAGAAGAUAAUAAGAGGUCAGGUGGAAACAGUGUAGAGGAUGAUACAAUGUCAGGUGGAAACGGUAGUGAGGAUGAUGACAGGUCCUCUGGAAACUUAAGAGGAGAAGGUAAGAGGUCAGGUGGAAACAGUGUAGAAGUUGAUACAAGGUCAGGUGGAAACAGGUGUGAUGACAGGUCCGGUGGACACAGAAGAGGAGAAGGUGAUAAGAGGUCAGGUGGAAACAGUCAGGAAGAGGAUUAGAGGUCAUGUGGAAACAGAGGAGAAGAUAAUAAGAGGUAAGGUGGAAACACUGAGGAAGAGGAUAAGAGGCCAGGUGGAAACAGUGGAGGAGAUGAUAAGAGGUCAGGUGGAAACGGAGGAGAAGAUGAUACAAGGUCAGAUGGAAACAGUAGUGAGGAUGAUGACAGGUCCGGUGGAAACAGUAAGACAUAGGAUAAGAGGUCAGGUGGAAACAGUGAAGAAGAUAAUGAGAGGUCAGGUGGAAACAGAUGAGAAGAUGAUAAGUGGUCAGCUGGAAACAGAGGAGAAGAUGAUAUUAUGUCAGGUGGAAACAGUAGAGAAGAAGGUGAUAAGAGUUCCGGUGGAAACUGAUGGGGGAGAAGGGGUUUAGAGGUCAGGUGGAAACAGUAAUGAAGAGGAUAAGAGGUCAGGUGGAAACAGAGGAGAAGAUAAGAGGUCUUUUUGGGGGAAACUUUCUGCAGUUUUGUGGAAAAUUUUAGACAAACUCAAUAAUGUGACACAAAAUGUUGCCAGAAGUUUGGAAAUGUUUGCCACUAGUGGUGAAUCUGCGGCAAACCUUUGGCACCGGUAAUAUGUAUUGCCACUAGUAGCAAACAGUUCGCCACAGUUUAUUUUCUUGCAAACAAUUCUCUUAAGAUUCUAUUUGAUUCUGUGGCAAACAUGUGGCAACAAUAUUUAUUGCCUUGCCACUAGUGGCAAACAGUUUACCAGAAGCCAUUUCGGGUGAGCACACGAGUUCCAAGACCAGGAAUCGUUGAUGACCAAUCAUGGGGUUUACAAAAAUAGUUUGGAAAAUGGAAACCAAGUUAUCUAGCACGCUACCUACCAAAGUUUGCCGCAACAAAUUCCUUUUUGUUACGUUAAUUAAACUUCCUAAUAAACUUUAAAAUUUUUAGCUGA